Molecule: messenger RNA, 525 nt
Organism: Paramecium tetraurelia
Lineage: Eukaryota; Ciliophora; Oligohymenophorea; Peniculida; Parameciidae
Exons: 3
Source: RefSeq, a predicted model, not a curated record
AUGUGCUUACCAUUUGACAAUAAAAAACCAAAUACGUUUUAAGGAAAGAGAUCAGUUUUUCAAUUAUAAUUGAUUGCUUUUAUAUAAUUGGCUUUAUUAUUUGCCAGAUAAGUGGCCUUAUUCUAAUUAGGGGAACUGUUUGAAAUUUUCUUUAUAAUCUUACUGUGGUCAGCUUGGUCUUCUUUAGGAAGUUGUUAGUGCCUCAUCUACAUUGUUAUAACCUUAUAUUACAUUUUAUUAAAAGGGCUAUAUUUUGCUACUCGUUUUUAGAAUGAAAUACCCAUAUUGGGGGAAACUGGAAGAGAAAAGAUUUUAUCAAUUUUGCAUUUGACAACGCUGCUUUUCUAUAUAGUUGCUCAAUAUAUUGUCUUUCUAGCUUAUAGAGAAUUCAUGGCUUUGGAAGUCGAGAAGGACUACACAGUCGAAGAUCCCGAAAGCAGGCCACUACAAUAAAAUGAAAGAAACCAAUAGACCCCUGCCAUUAAAAACUCUGCCUUUACAGGAAAAGGAAUAACAAUUGGUUGA